Messenger RNA from Tripterygium wilfordii, 737 nucleotides. RefSeq names its product CASP-like protein 2A1. The coding region runs from base 18 to 605 and encodes 195 amino acids. The transcript has 3 exons. NCBI's taxonomy places the organism in Eukaryota, Viridiplantae, Streptophyta, Magnoliopsida, Celastrales, Celastraceae. The record is from RefSeq and is a predicted model, not a curated record.
GACUUGUUGUAUCGAUUAUGGCAGAGAAGAGAGAAAAAGGAAAUGGCCAUGUUGAUGUUGAGGAGGGUAGUACCUCCUCUUGCUUUAGAACCACAGAGACUCUGCUUCGUAUGGUGCCGAUGGGUUUAUGCGUAGCUGCUCUUGUGGUGAUGCUCAAGAACUCUCAGACUAAUGACUUCGGAUCAAUCUCCUACUCUGAUCUUGGUGCUUUCAGGUACUUGGUGCAUGCCAAUGGCAUUUGUGCUGGAUAUUCACUACUUUCUGCAGCAAUUGCUGCCAUGCCUCGCCCGUCCACAAUGUCUCGAGCCUGGACUUUCUUUAUCCUUGAUCAGUUGUUGACAUACCUAAUUCUGGGGGCGGUAUCUGUGUCGACGGAGGUGUUAUACCUGGCAUACAAAGGAGAUGCAGCCAUCACAUGGAGUGCAGCUUGUGGGUCGUUUGGUGCAUACUGCAACAAGGCAACAGCAUCGGUGGUCAUAACGUUUGUUGUGGUAGCCUUCUAUGCAGUGCUGUCUCUCAUAUCAUCCUAUAAACUCUUCAGCAAAUAUGAUGCACCUGUGUACUUCCCAAGUAAAGGAAUUGAAAUUGCUGGUUUUCAGGGCUGAGUACCAUUUUCAUUAGCAUAAAAAAUAAUCAAGAGUGAAAAACUGAAAAGUGCAUGUAUGCUUGAUGAUCAAUGGAAGUCACUUGUUUACUCAUAAUUCCCCUAAUAUUUAUGAGAUCAUUCCAUUGAGGCA